AAAAAGGGCAAGUUAGUGUGUGUGUCCCUCUUUGACUCUUUUUCAAAACCAAACACAAAAAACACCAAAAGUGUUUGGUUUAAUCAUGCACCAAAAUACAACCAAGUUAGAGUAUUCUACACUUCAUAUCACACAUAUCUUCAACCAAACAAAACAAAACACUCUCUUAAUCAAUACUUCAUCUAUUUAUAAGCCCUAGAUAGUAAUUCCAGUUCAUAUAGCUUUUGAUUAAUUUCUUUGUCUUAUAUAUAAAUAUUGCUUUUGUGAUCUUUGUAUCAAUGGAACAGGAUCAAUGUUGGAUUCAAACAAAGAGAAAAUACUCAAUGAGUUCUAAUACAAAUAUUGUUACUAUUCCUUCUUCUUCUACUUCUUGUUAUGGUGAUUCAUGGGAAGAACAAGCUUUUGCUGAAGAUGCAGCUGCAGGUUCACUUGGUGGAUGUAUAUGGCCUCCAAGAUCAUAUUCUUGUAGCUUUUGUAGAAGAGAGUUUAGGUCAGCACAAGCAUUAGGUGGACAUAUGAAUGUUCAUAGAAAAGAUAGAGCAAGACUAAAGCAACAAGCACCAAAUGAUCAAAUUCUAUUUCAUCAUCAUCAUCACGAGGUUGAAAUCGAAAAUCAUCGUCUUCUUCAUCAAAAGCCGAUUAUUCAAAGUGAUCAUAACUAUUUGGCUUAUAAUAGUAACCUCUUCCCUAAUCCACCUCUUUGUGGUUUGGUUUAUGAGAAAACUAGCCCUAAUUCUCGUCUCGAUCUCUCCUCAGGCUCUAAGGAUUUAUUCAGAGAUGAAACCCUAAUUUCGUCCUCGGAAUCAUGGUUGAACUUACCUCGAGACGAUAGGUUAUGUUCGCCGAAGUUUCAACGAGAAGUUGAUAAUGAUAAUAUUCUUGAUGAAAAAGUCUCCAAGGGAAUAUUGGAUUCUAGGUUAAGAGGUAAAAGGGAAAAUGAUGAUGAAAGUGAUUUAUCAAUGAGCUUGAAUUUGGUUUUGUGUAGAGCUCAUCCACUUGAAGAAGAUGUGAUGAAUUGCAAGAAGAGGAUGAAAAUAGAUUCUUCAUCAAAUCAAUUAUUCUCAAACUCAAAAAGCACUUUUGAUCAUAAUCAACAAAAUAUCCAAGCAAAGAUGUUCGAGUUUAGCCCUAAUUCAAUUGAAGAGCUAGAUCUGGAGUUAAGGCUUGGUACAAGAUCCAAGAUUCAGAUAUCUGCAAAGUUGUUUGUCAUGAUAACAUUUACAGUAACUAUAUAGACAAAAGUUGAAUUAUUUUGAUUGACUGAAAAUUCAUCAUCAUGACAUUAUAAUUUAUGUUUCCGUCGAUAUUUAAUAAGAUCGUAUAUUAAAAUUUUCAACGCGUCGAUAAUUAUUUUUCUAAGAUAUAUAUUAGUUGUUAAUUUGUUAAGAAGAUCGGAAAAUAUUACUAUCAGAGAUCGAACUCUGAACCUCUGACAUAAUAUACUUCUUCAACGUCUCAAUCGAAACAAAAACUAAUCCUUUCGAGAACAAUACAUCAAUAAUUUUCCGACUAAUAAGUUUUUAUUAAUAUAAAAAUACAACUAUAUAUGCUUGUAUUUAUCUAGUAAUUUAUUUUAUUUUCUUGCAUUUCUUCGAAAAUAAAUAGGGUUAACUCAAGUGGUAAAUAUUCGAAUUCAUUAUGAUCUUUAUCUUCUAUAUCCAUAGAGAAAUAUCAUUAACUAUUGUGUCAUAACCAGAAAUUUUCACAGAAGAGUUAUUCUAUUUCCAUUAUGAAUGAAGAAACUGAAAGCUAGAGUUCUAAAUUUGGAGCAAAACUAAUCCUUUGUAGUGUAGCUCAUUAUUCUCCAUGUGGACAACAGUACUUGUUCAUGUUGACAUCAUCUUCUGAUAUAUAUACAUCAAAGCAACGUGGAAAUUAAUCACUGUGCAGAAUUUAGAGAGAGAGAGAAUGAAUGUACCUUAGGGUAAAAAUUUUUAUAAAGUAUAUUGAGAAUUAUUUGAAUUCCAUGCGGGAUUGCUUAGGCAUUCACGCAGUCAGAACAUCAGUAAUAUUAGGUUUAAUUUUUUAUUUUACACUUAUAAAAUACCGAUCUGGAAUCUGAAUCAUCUGAUCUUAAGUGAACAAAUUCGACUGUAUGAAUACACUAAUAAAAUACCGAUCUAGAAUCUGAAUCAUCUGAUCUUGAUUGAAUGAGAGAACGCGGCUGUGAAUACGAGAAAAUAUCUGCAUGGGAUAAUGUGAUGAGAUGAUGUUGCUUGCAAGCUAGCUCAUUUCCCUAUCCAGCACUUUAGAUUACUGACAUUCCAUGAGACAGAAAACCAAACUAACUUAUAAAAAAAAUCACUUAUUGAGCUUUUCACAGCCGCAUAAAGUCAGAUACAUCCCAACAUUGAUUCCCUUUACAUUUGUAAUUAUUCUCAUACAAAUCCAUUUGCUUAACUUCACUCUUUCACCUUUUUUUCCGCUACCUUUUCUCAUACAUGAAUCCAAAACUUUGCCACCUACUAUGGAAUCAAAAACCCUUUUAAAAAAAUUGAAAAGAUAAUAUGCUUUUUGCAUUAUAAUAAUCUCUCUCUGAGAAUAUCAAUUAUUCCAACAAAUACUCACAGGCGCUGAUUACGCAAAUGCUUGUUUUUUCUUGUGUUUUAUGUGAGGAUUAUGGAAAAUGAUAAAUUAAUUAACUCAUUGUUUUGGUUUGUUCUUCUUGUGUAUAUCUAUACGCAACGAAUCAAGUGUUGUUUAGUUUAACAUAAUAGGUAUAGAAUAUAACCAAAAUAGGACAAAUUAAGUAAUCAAAUUUUUAUAGGAAGUGUUUACGUUUUAGUCUUCCAUGACACAUUGAUUAGGACGGUUUUAAAUAAUGUUUUAAAAAUCGGACUAAAUUGACCUGGUGAAUCAGAAACUGAUCGGCUCGUUGAUCGGUCUGACCUCGAUUGUUCUAUAAUUUGGUUGAAAUUAAAUUGUAUUGAAGUUAAAUAUGAGUUAAAUUGUUGAACCUCUACCGGUUUUUAAUUUUUUUUUUUCAUUUCUAUGUAUUUGUUUGUCAAUCAUGACUUAGGUGUUAAGCCGCUUGAUUUCCGGUCUUUUUUAACACAAUAAUUUCAUUUAUGAUUUUAAAUUGCAGUCUAUAAACGCAAUUUUAAAUCUCAAAUCUUAAUAUAUUUCAGAUAUAUUCUCUCUAAUUUUUAUAAUAAAAAAAAGUAUUUUUUAAAUUUAUUGAAUAAACAAUCUAUUUAAAUUAUAUUUUGUUCAACUACAUUUUUAUUCAAUAAAUUUUAAAAAAAAAAAAUUCUCUUAUAAUUACGACACAAGUGAGUAAUUUAAAAUCAAUUUUAAAAGUUUCUAAAAUAUAUAUAUUAAUAUCCACGCAACAACCGCCCUCAAUGUACGCCACAACAAUUACAAUCAUUACAAUUGUAAUACCUGCAAUUACAACCGCAUCCGUGACGGCAAUAUCUUGGUUAUGAAAUAUAAUGAAUCAAGGGUGGUUGAAUGGACUUUUCAAAUAGAAUUGUCUAUGAUAAAACUAGACCUAGAUAAAGAAAACAAUAUUACUCACUUAAUGACAAAUAAUUAAUUACAAAGAAUGUUGAAAAGUGACCACUCCAACUCCCCUAUCAACCCUAAUAUUCAACCUUAUAGCCUGUCAAAUUCAAUGCAUAAAUUGUUUCAAAACACAAGGAGAGCAUUCUGGCUACUUCUUUAUGAUCUUUAGCUUUAAUAGUAAUUUGAUUGAAACUACCUUUGACUUAAAUGAAGUUUAGUGUACCUAGCAUGGUCAUUCAAACGUAGCUAUCACAUUCACAUGCACAUAUAUAUUCACAAAUAUUGAAAAAUUUAAGACAUACCAACAUUGAAAUUCCAUUGUAGGCUAAAAUAUAUGAGGAUAUUAUAUUUAAUCAUGAAAUGGGGUAGGGGGGUUAGGAAAUCAUUUUUUUUAUUUGUGUAUUUGCUUUUUUUUCUUCUGAAUUUUGCAUUGCAUGUGAAUAGAAAUAAAUGAUGAU
Vicia villosa (hairy vetch) is the source of this 3965-nucleotide messenger RNA. Its product is annotated as zinc finger protein 10-like. Bases 279 to 1235 code for a protein of 318 amino acids. The record is from RefSeq and is a predicted model, not a curated record. Lineage: Eukaryota; Viridiplantae; Streptophyta; Magnoliopsida; Fabales; Fabaceae. The transcript has 2 exons.